AUGUCUCCAAAUCGCCCCUCACAACGCAAAAAACCUCCAGCUUGCGAUUAUCUUGUGCAUUCCGCAGCAAAAGCCACUACUUCCAGUUCAAAGAACUGCAACGAUCAAGCAACUGCUUCAACCUCGAAACAAUCUGAUGAGGAACUAUCUACAGUGAUCGUUGUACAGCAAUGGGCCUCGGCUAUGUUCCUUUCCAAUAUUUUAGAUGAGAUCUCUCCAGUCCCACCAACUUUACAAUUAUCAGUGGAGGUGAUUAAAGCGCUCAUGCAAAUAACUACAAAUCCAAUGAUACCGUUGUCGCAGCUAGAAAUGAAGUUACGACUCCAUGCAUGGGACAUGCAUUCUCUGUCAUAUCAAGACCGUGUCCUUACACAUUGUUUGUUAACAUGCUCUGCUCUUUGUUCCACGGAUCCUUUCAUUCUCGGGACAAUCGAAAUUGGUCCUGAGGAAUCCCAAAUUCUCGAUAGCGUCUCACCUCUCAAGUCCUCCGUCGUACCCGAUAUGCGUCAUUUUGGGUUUAGGAGAGAACCAGUUGUUCGGCAGUUGUGGGCAGAAUCCUUGUGGUUGGCAAAUCAGGCCUGUAUUGCUACCAACACUUCGAUUGAGAAUGCAGCCUCCUGCUGGAUAUUGGGAUAUUUGCGCUAUGUGAUGUUUGGAAAAACUUCUUCAGCCUUUAGUGCUGCCUGUGUACAUCAUAUGCGCACACUUGCUGAGGACGGAAAGCUUUCAAGGGAUGCUGGCGAAAUGCUCAAAUUUCGUGGACAUAUGAGUCCAACACAUUCGCUUGCUGAUAAGAUGAUUGAUUCCCUUCUUGCACUAAUGACAGGAAAAACUGUUCCCUUUACUACCAACGACGAGCUGUUGAUCGUCCCCCAUAAAUUAGAACCAUUGGAGCAGCUCGUCUCCACAUUUUUGACUAGAAAUUGCACUACUUCAGACGUCUUCUCGUCAGUUCAUACAUUUUCCCAUACCGUUGUUCGUCUUGCUAGAGAAACUGCUGAAAAUCUCAGUGGACCCUACGCACGCAGUCAGCCGCUCGACGAAUGCUUUCUGAUCAAGCAUUUCGCAUCACUGGACGUUUUCCACUCUCUCCUAAGCGCGGCACUACAACAAAUAUCCCACCUCAUUCAGAGUCGAUUCACACAGGAGACGACGUAUCAUCUCCAUGCCUCUGCAGAAAUGAAAAGCAGUCGACUGUUAGUGCACUUGCUUCAUGCGCGAAAACUGGCGUCGAGGACGGCUAUAGAGAUAUCCGAGACGAUGAGGGAUAUACCCUCAAUUGUACGGCUAAUGCCACAUGGCGACUUAACGAAAUGGGCUAGGUUUUUAUUGGAGGAGGAGAAUAUUGUGGAUAUCAGUCGUGCUCAGAGCCUGCAAGCACUCGAAUGUUUCCGCGACGCUCUGAAAGUGGUGGGGUUUUCGCAUGCCGACCGCACUGGUGUUGUGGACACCAUCAACGAAUAUCUCAAUGCGUAUCUCGUCGAUGACAUGUUCACGCAGCUUGGGCAUUCCAUACAAGACUCGGGACGUAUUCAUGGACCGGAUUGGUUCGAAAUUGGAGCGUCUAUGUAAAGUUCGUAUGUAGCUUGUAGUACUGUGAUGUUUCAUUAUCUGGUGUUGUAUCUUCUGGACUCGUUAUUCUCCAACCGCACAGGAGAAGAGCAUUCAUGAUAAUACAAGGUACGAUAAAG
Lentinula edodes (shiitake mushroom) is the source of this 1691-nucleotide messenger RNA. RefSeq lists its product as uncharacterized. The transcript is spliced from 9 exons. The record is from RefSeq and is a predicted model, not a curated record. The coding region runs from base 1 to 1572 and encodes 523 amino acids. Lineage: Eukaryota; Fungi; Basidiomycota; Agaricomycetes; Agaricales; Omphalotaceae.